UUCAAAGUAAAAGAUCGUGCCGAGACACUUCGAUCCCAGCCAGGUUUCUCUCGGAGGACUUUCUUCAACAACCUUAACGCGUUUGCAAACUCAUCGAGCGAAGCUAUGGAUAGGAAAGAAAAACAGAGAGCACGUCAUCAUGGGUUAACUCAGCAAAAGAGGCAAGAGAUUAAGGAAGCAUUUGAGUUAUUUGACACUGAUGGCUCAGGCACUAUUGAUGCCAAGGAGCUGAAUGUCGCCAUGAGGGCCCUGGGUUUCGAGAUGACAGAAGAGCAAAUCAAUAACAUGAUUGCGGAUGUCGACAAGGAUGGCAGCGGUGCAAUUGAUUUUGAUGAAUUUGUGUACAUGAUGACAGCCAAAAUUGGAGAAAGGGACACUAAGGAGGAGCUCAUGAAAGCAUUCCACAUUAUUGACCAUGAUAAAAAUGGAAAGAUAUCUGUCGCAGACAUUAAGCGUAUAACAAAGGAGCUGGGUGAGAACUUCACUGACAAGGAUAUUAUAGAGAUGGUUGAGGAAGCUGACCGUGAUCGUGAUGGAGAAGUUGAUGCUGACGAGUUUAUCAGGAUUAUGACGAGAACUGCAUAUGGGUAUUAGAAACUCUUGAGUAUCAAGCUUGUUGAGAGUUUGAUCCUGUGCAGAAGGUUUAUUUCUGGACUAUGCUGUUUCUGUACUCUAGUUAUCCCCGAAGAAAAGAAGAAAAAAAGAGUGGCUUAUUAGAUAUGUUAUGGGUACAUCCAGACUUAUAUAUUUCAAGUACAUUAUGUAACUUAUAUUGGUCAUAUGGAGGUAGUCCAAGAUAAUGUUAAGCGCGUAUUUCUUAAUGUGACAAUAAAAAUUAUUUGAUUUCGAGGUGGAA
This is a messenger RNA of Corylus avellana, 856 nucleotides long. RefSeq names its product putative calcium-binding protein CML13. The record is from RefSeq and is a predicted model, not a curated record. Gene Ontology annotation, molecular function: calcium ion binding. Lineage: Eukaryota; Viridiplantae; Streptophyta; Magnoliopsida; Fagales; Betulaceae. Gene Ontology annotation, cellular component: myosin II complex.